AUGCCUGGCGCGGAGAAAAAAACGAGAAAAGAGAAAGCCGCGGUUGCCGCCAAGGGCCGGGCCGCGCCUGGCGUCAACAAGUACAUGCCCGACCAGAGCCGCAACGCUCACGCCAGCAUCGCUGCAUCCUCGGGUGCGCAGAAGCUACUCAAGCGGGCGGCGCUGCUUCAGACGCUGCUGGCGCGCAAAGAGAGCGCGGAGACGCGCAUUCGGCUGGCGGAGAUUUGGAUCGAGCUCAAUCAGAGCAAGUAUCACGGCGCGGCAAGGGAGACGCUCGAGACGUGUCUGAAGCUUGACCCGGGCGAUGCCAUGUGUGCACGGCGCGUGCUCGCCCCGCUGCUGCUCAGCUUUGGCGAGCACGAGGCGGCGGCGGCGCUGCUCGCGCAGUACAGCAACGACACGAGCGCGGUGAUGUUGUGCUGCGGCCUGCUGCUCUCGCUGGCGGAGCACGCCGAGGCGGAGGGCGAGGAGGAGGAGGAGGAAUCGCAAGCGCGGGCCGAUUCGGCGUUCGAGCGGCUGUUUGCGUGCAACUGGCAGGCGUGCGCGCUCCUCGCCGCGACGGCGCGCGGCGAGUCUCCCAUCCCCGAGCAGACGGUGUCCGAGCUGCGGGAGGCACGGAUCGCAAAGCUGGCGUCGGCCGGCGGCUGGCCGGAGGUGGGCGGCGUGUCGGAGGCGAUCCUGCUGUCCGAAGUCUUCUCCGGGUGCGCGGGCGGGGCCGGCGAGGAGGAGGAGGCGGAGGGGACGUCCGAGGACGCGUGGCCCGGGCUGGAGGGGGCGGCGGUCUGGCUGAGCGCGAUGACCCUCGGCAAGGAGGAGAGCGAGGGUGGGAAGGAGGUCGGCGCCGCCUCUUCGUCGUCGUCUGCCCCCAAGCGCGGCCGCGCCGACUUUGAGGCGUGGAGGGAAGCGAAGCGCGCGCGCCUGGCCGAGAAGCUGGCGCGCAUGCCUCCGGGCGGAGCGGUCUCCGAUGAGGAGGGGAGUGACGAGGGGGAGUGA
Emiliania huxleyi CCMP1516 is the source of this 993-nucleotide messenger RNA. RefSeq lists its product as hypothetical. Lineage: Eukaryota; Haptophyta; Isochrysidales; Noelaerhabdaceae. The transcript is spliced from 2 exons. The record is from RefSeq and is a predicted model, not a curated record. Bases 1 to 993 code for a protein of 330 amino acids.